CAAAAAAAAAAAAAGGGAAGGGGAAAGAAAAGAAAAGGCCUGCAACGAUGAAUCUGUUAGAUUAGUAGCAUUUUUAUUCAUCAACAAACCCAUCCAUUUUUAGAACCUAUGCGUCAAGAUAAAACCGUGGCUUCUUCCUCCACCACUCUUAGAUCGAUCAUCAUGGGAACGCCAUCCCCAGGGAUGGACCUACAACGGAUUGCCACAUCCGUACUUAUCUCCGUUCUCCUCUUCGCCACCGUCUCCGCUUUCCAGCCUCCCCACCCCAAGGAAAGAAGGACGCUCCUGUCAACCGCAACCAAACCAAACCCUACCCCGGCCAAGAAGAACAAGGCGCUCAUAGCGCAUGAGUUCCUCGCCGCUCACAAUAUUGAGAGGCGCACCCACGGGCUAAAUCCUCUGAAAUGGAACAACACCCUUGCCCGCCAUGCAUUGCGCUGGGCCAACAAGCGGCGCCGCGACUGCGAAUUGAUCCAUUCUAAAACCGGCUUCGGGGAGAACUUGUUCUGGAAUUUAAGGGAUAAGUGGACACCGAGGUUGGUGGUGAAAUCGUGGGCUGAUGAGAAGCAGUACUAUAACCCUAGGACCAAUAAGUGCGACCAAGGCCAGACGUGCGGACAUUAUACGCAAAUUGUGUGGAGCAGAACCACCCAGGUUGGGUGUGCAAAAGUGAAGUGCUUGAAUGAUGGUGGCUUUUUCGUGAUUUGCAAUUAUGAUCCUCCAGGAAAUUGGUUGAACAUCAGCCCUUUCGAGGAUGUUAAGACCACACCUACAGCUCCAUUACAGCCCCCGGUACCGCCACCCUCUCAUCCCUUAUUCAAACCGACACUGCCACCUUACAAUGGUGUUCAUCCAAUUUUCUCAAAACGAUUCAAGGUACUGCACCUGCCACUAUUCCAUUGAGAAAAAUUGCUUUUAACUUCCAAAAGUCUGCUCCUCCAACUUCUCCGUUAUUGUUCAUGGGUACUCAAGGUUAGCAAAUGGGGCGACUAACAUUUUCUGUACUAUAGAUCUUAAAAAUCCAAUGCAAAGUGCAAUUAACUAGAAUUCCCAACCUUUGAAAAUUGAUACGUGUUAAUCAUUGAGAAAACAGAGUUGUACAAAUACUUAAAUAGUAUAUAAUUUCUAAAUUAAUUAUGCAAUAACAG
Molecule: messenger RNA, 1148 nt
Organism: Rubroshorea leprosula
Lineage: Eukaryota; Viridiplantae; Streptophyta; Magnoliopsida; Malvales; Dipterocarpaceae
Source: the annotation of a GenBank genome assembly